ACUUUUGAGACGGAUGCUUGCAUUAUUCAAUCGUGAUCCCGAAAAUAUCGUUUCGUUUGAAUAUUUUAAGUAUAAUUAGUGUAAAAUGCGUUUCACUUGUGUUCUACUGCGGCAGCAUAUUGGGUUUCAUUUCAAAAAGCACUGGAUCAUUCAGGGAAAGCGAAUUCCAGUGGAGACCGGUGCCCAAGCAGAACUGGAGGCACGCGGGAUUCCGGUGGUUGAUGCCAAUGAGUUUGUUCUGGAGCCGCGAAAAAACGUUCAGUACGAUGUGCUAGGACAACUUCCGCCGGAGGUGAAGUGGGACCAGAAUCAUCCUCUGUACAAGCAAGAGCCUUGCUAUCUGUACGGUGACAAAAAUGUUCUGCUCGAAGGUGUUCGGCAAGCGCAGGUUUUACUUAACACGGUUGUCUACGAUGAAUUGCCGCUGAAGAUAGAAGAACGCUUGGAAAAGAUGAAGAUUCCAGCCCAGCUUGAUCGUUCAAUGCAGCAGUCGGUGCUAGCGGCUCUCGUAUUUGAUACAGAACAAGUAAAAACUGCAGUCGUGAAAGUUCCCGAACGGCCGGCCUUCAAACUUCCCCGUAACUAUGGUAUAUCAAAUGAAAGAAGGAAUCGUCUGUUAUUGUCCAAGUUACUGACACACUGUGAACGGUUCGCUGGUAAAGCUGUCAGUUCCACAAAGAAAAUUGUUACUAACACACGCUUCACGGUUCCGGUCACAAAAGACCUUGAUCGAAUCCAAUUCACGCUGAAAGCAGACUCGUUUCUAAUUUCUUCCGAACCAAUCAAGCCGCUGGAUAAUUCCUUGUACCGGCCCCAAGACCUGACAAUUCCAGAUCUUUUUCCCCUCAAGGAAACAGUUACAAUUCCUACGACAAACUUCUAUGAGUGGAAUAACGAAUAUCCCAUCAAGCGGGAUUAUCGAUUUUCCCAUCCGCAGACGAUUCUGCUGCACUGUGCCCCGGAAGACGUUUCAAAUGUAUUCGAAACCCCAAUAACCGAUGAUCAGCAGGACGGACGUGCCAUGAUAAAGGCUUUUACAGUAGCGGCUGCUCGGGCCCGACAGCUGUAUGGGGACAACGUGAAGGCUCUGCCACAACCGAUCAAUGUUCAGGCGGUGCAAACCGAUAGCCAAUGGUUUCACUUCAGCAUAUUCCAGCUGAACACGCUAGAUUUGACCGGCUCCGCUACGGAGCAUCGCAACUUGUGGUUCCGCAAACCACGGAUGAACCUAUACUCGGAGUGCGGUUACCUGGUCGGCAAACCUACUCUGCAGGACUACAACAAAGACGUCCUGAAACACAUGGCAGUGUUCUAUGAUUCCGUGUGAAGUUAGUAGAGUUUGUAAGGUUAAUAUGAACAUCAGAAGUUAAUUGUUGGGAAAAUAAGACAAAAAAAUAGUUGCUG
Sabethes cyaneus is the source of this 1404-nucleotide messenger RNA. RefSeq names its product 39S ribosomal protein L37, mitochondrial (gene mRpL37). Gene Ontology annotation, biological process: translation. The record is from RefSeq and is a predicted model, not a curated record. NCBI's taxonomy places the organism in Eukaryota, Metazoa, Arthropoda, Insecta, Diptera, Culicidae. The transcript is spliced from 3 exons. Bases 86 to 1327 code for a protein of 413 amino acids. Gene Ontology annotation, cellular component: mitochondrion; ribosome. Gene Ontology annotation, molecular function: structural constituent of ribosome.